Messenger RNA from Prunus armeniaca (apricot), 345 nucleotides. The record is from the annotation of a GenBank genome assembly. Lineage: Eukaryota; Viridiplantae; Streptophyta; Magnoliopsida; Rosales; Rosaceae.
AUGACCACCAUUAUUCUUCAAGCUCUGGAAAUAACUGGACAGAGAGGCGUCAUCAACCGAGGCUGGGGUGGCCUUGUGGCAGAACCAAGUGAUUCUGUGUAUUUAGUGGACAAUUGCCCCCAUGAUUGGCUAUUCCAACGAUGCUCUGCUGUGGUGCAUCAUGGGGGUGUUGGGACAACUGCUGCUGGUCUGAAAGCUGCGCCAUUUUGGGGGGAGAGGGUGCAUGCAAGAGGAGUAGGUCCUGCACCCAUUCCAGCUGAUGAAUUCUCGCUUGAAAAGUUGGUCGAUGCCCUACGCUUCAUGUUAGACCCAAAGUCUAGCCGCUCGGCUAUGCUCCAUAAAUAG